Molecule: messenger RNA, 5139 nt
Organism: Salvia miltiorrhiza (redroot sage)
Lineage: Eukaryota; Viridiplantae; Streptophyta; Magnoliopsida; Lamiales; Lamiaceae
Exons: 2
Coding region: 1-5139 (1712 amino acids)
Molecular function (GO): RNA-DNA hybrid ribonuclease activity; nucleic acid binding
Source: RefSeq, a predicted model, not a curated record
AUGGUUGUGGGCAUUUUGGAGCCUAAAAUCAAGAUUAAUAAAGUCCCGACUGGGUAUUGGCGUUCUCUAAACCUCAUACCUUGCCACCAGAAUAAGAGAGAGAACAAACGUCCGAACAUUUGGGUGCUUCGUCAUCCGGAUGUUGCUGCUAACACCAUUUUUUCUUCUGAACAGGUGGCAAUUAUUGAUUGUAUCUGGAGUCGUUAUAAGUUUCGUGUGGCUGUGAUUCAUGGUUCGAAUUCUUAUGCUUUGAGACGGCAAUUAUGGAUUGAUCUCCUUAGUUAUUCUGACGAGGCGACGGUCUUUAUCGGGGACUUUAAUGCUGUUAAGGGAGCUCACGAGAGAAGCAGUGACUGUAUGCCGAAUGCCACUUCUUGUCGGGAUUUCUGUGAUUUCAUUGCUGCUUCUAGUUUCAUUGAACCUCCUGCGGUGGGUCUGAAAUUUACUUGGUCUGGUCGGAGGUUCAUGCCUUCACAUGUCGAGUCCACUUUGGAUAGAGCUUUAAUUUCCACGGAUUUUGCGGAUUACUGGAGCUCAGUGUAUACUCAAAUUCUUCCACGUUUAACUUCUGAUCACUCGCCCAUCGUGUUACGCUGCUGCAAUGCUCUUCAAAUGGGUCAGCGUUUUUUUAAAUUCCUCCAUAUGUGGACCUUUCAUGAGAACUUUCAGGAGACGGUGCGGAUUUCUUGGAUGGAGGAGGUCUCUUGUCGUUGCCCGAUUUACAGAGUUAUGUUCAAACUUAAACGUUUGCGGGGUGUUCUUAAGUCUUGGAAUCGUACAGAUUUCGGGAACGUUGACACUAUGGUCGCUGAUUCUCAGACCAAACUUCUGGAGAUUCAAUCGCAGAUUGCUAACUCGGGUUACACUGAGGAGUUGUUUGACGCUGAAGUGACUCUUCAAGCUAAUAUCAACAAGGCUCUCACUAGGAAGAACAGUCUUCUUCAACAAAAGAGUAGAAUAUCGUGGCUUAAUGAUGGGGACCGCAACACGGCUUUUUUCCACACGAUGCUCAGGUACAAGAAGAAACCGCACAUGAUAUCUCAUCUUUCUAUCGAUGAUGAGGUGGUUUAUGAACAAGAAACGAUUGAGAAUCAUAUUAUCAAUUACUUCACCAAGCUUUUUGAAGAGGAUAGUCAGGAGGAGCUGGAUAUCACCAAUAUCGAAGCUAUUAUUGAUGAAGUGGUGGAUGAGCAUCAUAACGCUAUGCUUACUAGAACUCCUGAUGAAGAUGAGAUUAAAGCCGCUGUUUUUGGGAUGGACGCUAGCAGCUCGCCUGGUCCGGAUGGUUUCUCUGGGAAAUUCUUUCAGACUUGUUGGGAUAUUAUUAAAUUCGAUAUUUGGCUGGCUGUGGAGACCUUCUUUGAAAAGUCUUAUCUCCCGGUUGGUUGCAACUCGAGUGUCAUGGUACUCCUGCCUAAGAAAGAGGUGGUUCACUCGGUCGCCGAUCUCAGACCCAUUGUCUUGUCUAAUUUUUUCUUCAAAAUUAUUUCAAAGAUUCUGGCCAAUCGUCUCAGCAUCGUUGCUUCUAGGUAUAUCAGUGAUAAUCAAUUUGGCUUCAUCAGUGGUAGGUCGAUCCAUGAUUGCAUCAUGAUCGGUUCUGAAGGCGUGAACUGUAUGAAGCGUUUCGGUAAAGGAAUUAACAUGGCGUGCAAAAUCGAUAUUAAGAAGGCCUUCGAUACUUUGAGAUGGGAUUUUCUUCUUGCUUGCCUUAAGGUCGGCGGUUAUGAUGAUAAGUUCAUUAAUUGGAUUCGCAUCAUUCUACACUCGGCCAGACUCUCCAUUCUCUAUAAUAGUCGUCUGCAUGGUUACUUCGCUUGCUCGAGGGGAGUUCGACAAGGGGACCCAUUGUCUCCUAUUCUGUUUGGCAUUGCCGAAGACGUUCUUAGUGCACUCUUCAAGAAUUGUGUCGCCUCGGGUCAUUUCACUCCGAUGACUAUGUGCAGGGCUCGUCCUUUCCCCACGCAUCUCUUCUAUGCUGACGACAUCCUGGUCUUCUGUAAAGCUUCCGAGCAGAAUGCUCAAACUAUAAAGAAUAUCCUCACGUACUAUGGCUCCAUUUCUGGCCAACUUUACAGCUCUGAAAAAUCGCAUCUCUAUUUCGCGGAGAAAGUUCCUACAGCUCUUAAAAGGUCCAUUGGACGUAUCAUUGAUUUCUCUGUUGGAUCGCUGCCUUUCAAUUACCUUGGAGUUCCUCUUUUCGUUGGUAGAACUCGUGCUUCCUAUCUCCGACCCAUACAUGAUCGGAUUAGUAACAAAUUUGCUCGUUGGCGUGGAAGACAUCUUUCGAUGGCUGGGAGAGUUUGUUUGGUCAAAUCGGUCAUCCAAAGUUCGCUUACUCACUCUAUGAUGAUUUACCAUUGGCCUCGUUCGCUCUUGAAGGUACUUGAUGCUAAAUGUCGUAACUUCAUCUGGACCGGUAAUACGGAAAAGCGGGCUUCUUGUCUGGUGGCUUGGGAAAGAGUUUGUGCUAUCAAGGAAGAAGGGGGUCUAGGGGUCCGAUCUUUCACGCUCAUGAACAAAAGCUUUCUUAUGAAACGUGCGUGGAGCAUCAUAUGCGGUGAUAAAUUUGGCUUAGAUAUUAUGAAGCAAAGAUAUUUUAAAAAUUUUGGGCAGGUGAAAACGGUUACUGCUCCUUCUUCCGUUUGGCUUGGGCUACGGGCUGAAGUGGAGCCUCUCGUUCACGACUCUUACUGUUAUGUGGGAACUGGGGAGUUCAUAAAUUUUUGGAAAGAUGACUGGGUUGGUUAUUCCAUUGCUCAAAAGUGUGGUGUCCCUCACUAUGUUCAAGAUUUUCUUAAUUAUCCUAUUUCGGAUUACUUCUAUGAGGGUGUUUGGCACUUCACAAGUGAUUUCGUUGAUGCCUUCCCGGAAGUGGUCUGCGAUAUUCUUCUGCUUCCGAUAGGAGAAGGCCAAGAUGUGCGAUUGUGGAAGCCUUCGCUUCGUGGGGAAGUUACUGCUGCUCUGGCCUUUGCGCACCAUUGCUCCCGUUUCCCGAGUGUUCGUUGGGGAACAUGGAUAUGGGAGAACUAUAUUCCUACGCGGAGAUCCAUGAUAUGUUGGAGAUUAAUUCAUGGGAGAUUGCCAACUUUUGAUAACCUUAUUAGGCAUGGUUUCAUUAUGCCUAACUAUUGUCCCCUAUGCUUGGAUGAUUUAGAAACCAUGGACCACAUUUUUUGGAGCUGUAGUAAAAUCCGUCCCAUAUGGCAAGAGUUUCUGAAUUGGUUUCAUCACGGGUAUGACACUAAUAAUUCGGAUAUUAUGAGUAUGCUUGUGGCGGCUUGGGGUUAUAAGUUCAGUUCUCAAAUCGCGAACUAUUGGAAAGCCGGUUUAAUCACGAUUAUUUGGGCCAUUUGGAUGCAACGUAAUUGUUGCAUUUUCGAAGAUGGUAAGUCUGAAGCUAAAAGGAUUCUUCAUACGGUUAAAGUGGCUUUUCGAGAGAUGGAGCAGAAUUUUAGACUUGGUUCGAUGAAGAACACUUGUGAGGACUUGUUAAUUCUCCGGAAGAUUGGUAUCAAGGGACGUGCUUCUCCGCCACCGGAUUUUAUUAAUGUCUAUUGGUGGCCUCCUCCCCAUCAAUGGAUUAAAGUCAAUACUGACGGAUCGGCUUUGGGUGCGCCGGGAAGGAUUGCAGCUGGGGGAGUUUUUCGGGAUAGUCGCAGCUUGGUUAGAGGCUGCUUCCAUGUCAAAGGUGGUCUGGGUUUUGCGUUUGAAGCUGAGUUAUUGGCGGUCAUCACGGCAAUUCAAAUUGCCCACCAACGUACUUGGUUUUCUCUUUGGGUGGAAUCCGAUUCCACAUAUAUUGUUGGUUUGCUUACGUCUCGCUCUUUGAAUGUCCCUUGGCGUUUCUUAGCCUCUUGGAGAAGGAUUUUGACUUUGUUGGAAAAUUUUACUCUCCACAUUACUCAUAUUUACCGUGAAGGUAAUAGGGCAGCGGAUAUCAUGACUUCUAAUACUAUGGAAGAAGGUUGGUGGCCGACUGACAUUGAGGAGAUUAAAGACGCUACUUCUGUGGAACGCAGAGAGGUGUUUUUUGGGGUGUCUCUCCGGCCUUUUUUCAGUUUUCGGGUGCGCUCGAAGCUGGGGCUUGGGAGGUCGGACCUCAUUGGUAGCUCGGCGAUAAUGAUUUUCCUUUAUCGGCCUCGAGGUGUUGGAGAUAGCGAGUUUUUGUCAUUGAAGCGCUAUGCUCUCUUUCAAGAUAUUUCUUUAAAGGUCUCGAUGGCCUGGUUUCUUGUUUGUUCCAUCUGCUCUCUGUUCGGCUGGAGAAGGGAGGACGUCUGUCGGUGGGCUGUUGCUUCUUGGUGGGAUGUUUGUUACAUGACGCUGGGGAGUGGGAGCUGCUCUUGUUGGCAUAUCAUCAAACACUUCAUUUGCAUGUUGUGGCAGAUUACUGCAGCGCGCAGAGGGAGGUUUUUUGGGGUGUCUCCCCGGCCUUUUUUCAGUUUUCGGGUGCGCUCGAAGCUGGGGCUUGGGAGGUCGGACCUCGUUGGUAGCUCGGCGAUUUUUAUUUUUCAUUAUCGGCCUCGAGAUUUCGGAGAUAGCGAGUUUUGGUCAUCGAAGCGCUAUGAUCUCUUUUUCGGUCUUCUAAACUGUCAUGUAGGUUGGAUCGAUAUGCAGCUCAGGAGGAUGGUUGGUAGAUGGCAGUUUAUCUAUUGCUGCUUCUUUAACAUGAGUUUUUUCAACAAGAUGCGGAUGCAAGUGGAUGGUCAUUUCAUUAAACACAUGAUAUGCAUUCCGUUGAAGUUUUUUGUGGUGUUCUAUUGGAAGAGUAAUGGGGUGUCUCGCCGGUCUGCUCUCAGUUUUUGGGAUCGAUCCCAGCUGGGUAUUGCGAGGACGGAACUUGUUGAGGGCUCCGCGAUUACCCUUCUGCGUUAUCGGCCUCGGGUCGUCAUGAAUAGCGAUCUUUGGCUCUUGACGAGUUAUGCUCUUUUUUCUAGUUUAGUUGUUUUUCUCUCGUUUAGUAGCUGUAGUUCUUUUCUCAGGAUUAUUUUGAGGGUUGUGCAGUUCUUUGCUUGGGUUCAGUUCUGGUUCUGUUCUUUUCGCCUCAGAAAAUCCCGGGUUUACUUAAGGGCGAUGGUUAGGCCGGAGCUCUGGAAGUACUCCCCAUUUUCUGAGGUUCGUUUCCAUGGUCCUUUCUUUUAG